Messenger RNA from Tilletiaria anomala UBC 951, 4680 nucleotides. RefSeq lists its product as uncharacterized. Gene Ontology annotation, biological process: signal transduction; establishment or maintenance of actin cytoskeleton polarity. The transcript is spliced from 3 exons. NCBI's taxonomy places the organism in Eukaryota, Fungi, Basidiomycota, Exobasidiomycetes, Georgefischeriales, Tilletiariaceae. The coding region runs from base 412 to 4620 and encodes 1402 amino acids. The record is from RefSeq and is a predicted model, not a curated record. Gene Ontology annotation, molecular function: protein binding. Gene Ontology annotation, cellular component: cell tip; microtubule cytoskeleton.
GUCGCGUCGUAAGCGCCUGGAUCAUCGCUGUAUUGCAAGCUGAGCCUCCCGUGUUCGUCGGCGACGCUGGAACGUCCUUCCGAAAAUCGCAAUCCUCAGCGAGAGGCGCGGUUCAGUGCGAUUCAUGACCUGCGCUGACGCGGGAUCUCCACAGCAGCGACAUUCCACCUUUGAAUGAUCGCAAAAAGCGGCAUCCAUUCAGCAUUAAUCCAUCCCAUCCACGCAUCCAUCUUUCCGAGCAUUCAAACAUCCAUCCAUACGCUUAAAGUGAUCUUGGUGGUUUGCCCGAAAGAAAGGAUCAUCAGCCCGCGCUGGCUGGAAGAUUCUAUCACGGCUCGGGCGGUGUAGCUGGUAUUCCCUUGGGACGCGCGAAAGAAGAGGGAGGGGCAAGGCGAUAGGUAGAAGCUCAUCAUGGCGCAGACGGCGACCCGCCCGAGCCUCACACUGGACGUGGCCCUCUCCAACACGAUCGGCUCACGCAAUCAGGCCAAUAAGAGCGCCGUCCAGGGGCGCGCAUCUGCCCAAGCGCCUGCAGGGAGCAGUGCGCCGCGAGUCGGCGAGCUGUACAAUCCGCAUGCACCGGGCUCCCACGGGCUCGGCAUCGGGGGGAGUGGUGCAAGUAGCGCGAUGGACAUGAGCAUGGGUGGUGAUGACCAUGGCGGGUUCAGCAGCGAGGACGAGGGACAGGAUGCCAAUGCCAACGACCCAAGACGACUGACGACGGGCUCGUCGAACGCUGACCACUACGCGAAUGGCAGCAAGCAUUACAUGGGAGAAGAAUCAGAUUCAUCAGUUGGAGAAGACUAUGGACAGGAUGAAGGGACGGAGCAAGGAUCGGAUGACGACCAGGAGUACGACGAAGAAGAUGAAGAUCUCUCCUCCUCUCCCAGCAUCCCAGACGAGAACAUCGACUUUGAUCUGGUAUAUGCUCUACACAAUUUCGUCGCAACUGUGGAGGGUCAAGCGACAGUGCACAAGGGCAAUAGCUUGACGCUGUUGGACGAUUCCAAUUCGUACUGGUGGCUGGUCCGGGUGCUGAGGACGCAGGAGGUCGGGUAUAUUCCAGCAGAGAACAUCGAGACUCCAUUCGAAAGACUUGCCAGGCUCAACAAGCAUCGCAACGUCGACCUGACAUCAGCCACAGACGAGGACGCGGUACAGGUGCAAGAUCGGGUCUACACGUCGCAUCUCAUCAAGUCACGAUACGCUGCUGGCAUCUCUCCUCACUCUGGAAAGCGCUCGGCGCUCUCACGACGGCGACAAGGCGCACCGUCGUCUGCGCUGGCGCAACAGGUGCGGGCCAGCGUCAACUUUGGGCCGUCGACAACUUGGGAGCACAGCGGUGAUGAAUACAGCUCGGACGAAGAAGGAGAGUACAGUGAGGGUGAAGGAGACGAGGAUGAGAUCCAGAUGGACGAGGACGCACAUGGGGAGUUUGAUAACGAGGAUGGCGUUAGCAGCGGAGAUGACAUCGAGGAGGACGGUGUUCGACCCACCGCCCUCGCGCCCGCACAGGACCGGCAGCAACAUCUGCAACAGCAGCAAGGACAACAGGCUAGGCAGCAACAACAUGGUAUGCAGCCAAGUGCCGCAGGCGGUGCAUUCAGUCGCGCGGAACCGGAUGACGGGAUGGAAUGGGACAGCGAAGCGACGCGCACCGCGCAACAGCAACAACAGAUGCAACAGCAGCAGCAAGAUGGAAAAUCCUCGAUCGAUAUUGGUGUGACUGGUGCAGUCAUUGCGAGUUCCUACCAACCCGGCGCCAGUCUCCAAGGCGGACAACGGAACCAGCCUGGUCGACUGUCGCCCUUGGGUAGCGUCCAACCGCAAGAUAGUCAAGCGCCUCGUUCGUCCUCUGACGCCAUCGCUGCCGGUCGCUUAUCAGCGAGCGAGCGGAGGCCUUCCUCGGGCUUCUUGCCUUCGCAGGUGCAGGCGGCGCGCGAUUCCAUCGCAUCGUCUGACACGUCGACUUCCGUCGGCCGUUCUUCACAGGAUCUCCAAAAAGAUGCGCGCAAGAGUGCCAAUCGCAAAUCCAAAGCCGAUGACGACGACGUCUCCACCGCCGGGACUGGAGAAGAGAAGCAGACCAAGAAGCGAUCCGGCGUCUUCAGUGGACUCUUUUCACGGAACAAAGACAAGAAGGAGCGCAAGAGCGGGAGCUUCAGUGGCAGCAACGACGGGGAGGGCAUCAUUGGUCGUUCAUCGGAGGACAGCUCUCGAGGAAGAUCGACACCCACGAGCGGCAAUGGGGCGGGUAACAUGCGUCUCUCGCAGCAGCAGUGGUCGAGGCAAAUGGGUCAGCAAAUGGGGAUCUCUGGGGAGGGCGCGCCGUCGCCGCACCUCUCAUCGGGGCGCCCGCCAAGGCCCGGCAGUCUAAUCGGCCCACCAGGAUCUGCGCCAAUGCUCAAUGUCCUGCGCGUCUUUGCUGGCGACGACAUCCAUAGCGACGCAACGUUCAAGACCGUUUUGCUCAAUGAGUCGACCAGCUCACGUGACCUGGUAAAGCAGGCGAUGCAACGCUUCCGCAUUGGGCACGGGCAAUCGGUUGAUGACUACGUCCUAACGGUCCGUUUGCUCGAGGGCGAUGAACGCAUCCUGCACCCCUCCGAACACCCGCUGCAGGUGUUCGAUGCGCUCACUGAGACUAUCCCGGACGCUACGAUGCCAAGUGUUAAGCGAUCAAGCAUCGGCUCCAUCUCGUCCGUCUCGUCCAACCUCAGCUUGAACCCCGCAAUCGCGCGAUUGGGCAGAGACUUUAGCGAUGACCACGCUGUGAAGUUUUUCCUGUGCCGCCGCUCAGCGCUCGCGUCAGCCGCUUCGACAGCGCCGCAACAGGGGUCGACGCCUGGCUCUGCUUCCUGGCAGAACUUGGACAUCGCCAGGCUCAACAGCGGUACUGCAUUCAACCGUAGCGCAGCGCCGGUGUCCAGUGAUCCGCUUCAGAGCUCCACGGCGCGCUUCGUCCUGCGGCUGCUAAUAUUCCCUUCGGAUCUCCCGGAGUCAUUAGCAUUCGAUCCGCAGACGAAUGCUGUCAUUCCGAAGGAGGUGCUCAUGGCACGCAGGUCGAGCGGUCUCGUCCCCGCAGAAGGUAUCUCGCAGCAGUACCGCGAGAAGAUCUUGCCGUUCCCGCGCACCUCCACUGUGGCCGAAGUCAUCGAGGCCGGUCUGGAUCGCUUUGGAAUUAUUGAAGGUGUAGUUGAAGGGGGCGAUGAUGUCGAAGAGCGACUGGCCAACCGAAGAAGCAAAACACGAAUACAGUAUGGCCUGUCAGCCGACAUUCAUCAGAAGGAAAAGCGACUGCUGCCGAACAGCAGGGCGAUUGACGCGUACCCGCGCCCCCCGAUUCUGAAGGCUGGGCCUGUAUCCCGCGACGGUAGGCGUCGCAGCAUCGACGCAGUCCAGCUGCUCAGCCUGAUGGAAGACAUCCGGCCCGAUGAUCCAAUCUUCAUAUUGCGACAAGUCAACACCAUCUCCAAGUCCAAGACGGCGCGGUCCCUCAGCCCAACGCAAGAGACGCUUGUUCACAAGCAAGAACAGCAGCGACAGGCAGAGUUACAAACGGUAGCGCCGCAGCCUUCGGCCAGUGCUGUGCAGGAAGCCACAGCUGCAGCAUCGCCAGCUCAGAAUGCGGCCGCCUUGACACGCCAAGAGGUCAUUGCGGCGCAACGAGCUGCCGCCAAAGCGGCUGUGCUUGGUGCACAGAAGAAUGACGUGCAAGGACUUGACGUCGUGCUUACCAACCAGGCACGCAUCCGCAGUUCCAAGUCGAAAAUGGGCACGAUCCGUUAUUCGUACAUUCCGGUGGAUGGAUCUGAGAUGGACAUCAGUGCCAUCAUCGAAGAGGUGCUGCAGGAUGGUGCUAGACCAUCUAAUGGUCUCAGCGGGGGAGUCACUCUCGAUCAACGCCCAUCACUAGGAAUGCCUGGUAACCCUCGCGGCCCCAGUCGCUCGGGGCAGGGUGAUAACACAUUGGAGGACUACGAGAGGGCGGCGGAGGAGCCCGUUCAACGGGGCCCACUUUCGGUCCAUGAUGCGUACUUUGAUCCCAAUGCCCCACGGCCAUCACUGCCAACGACCAGCUCGCAAAGUCUGUCCGACUCACGAUCCUCAACGCCUCAGCCAUCCUCAUCUAAGCAGGAUCUGCUGGAAACAUUUGUUCGCGACCCCCGCAACAGCGAGCAGGUGCUGGGAGACAGGAUCGACCAGGUGCUGUCACGCAUGUCCGUGUCCAAUCCACCUAUGCUCUCUGCAGCGUCAGCUGCAUCGCGUCAGGUCUUUGGCGUCACGAGCUCGGCGCAGGUGGUCGCGCCUCCUGCGCUAUCGAGUUACCAGAGCACGAUCAAGGCGACUGCUCCUUUGCGGGUGCGCAACCUAGGAGUCGACCACAUCUACACGCUUAUGGACGCUGCUACGCCAAAGACGAGCCAGUCUUCUCAUAUCAACACUGGUAUGGACAUCUUGCAAUGGCACACAGACGCUGGAGGAGGACUGUUCGGCAAGCCGAUGCCUGUCUUGCAGGACAAGAAGGUGCGGGAAAAGUACGUGGCGCUGAGCCAGGAGCUAAAGGGCGUUGAUGAGUCCCUUGACCGCAUCCUCGCAGAUGUGCUUCGCAAUUUAUGACACUGCAGAGAUUGAGAAUGUGUACCAGUAAUGUAUUUUGCACAAAGUUUCCCUUUUUGA